GCUGUCACCGGGGCUUCUCUGGGGAGAAUCACAAUCUCUGGGACAUUGAGUGGAGACAACAGGCCCUAGAAAGGCUCAGCACCCCACGCCAGCUGCCUCUAGGAGAGCAAACCUUUGGUGGGGAGACAGCUUUUCUGGGAAGAAAAGAAGGGGCUCACCAGGGAGAGGGUCACAGGCACUCCCCUCCCCUUCAAGGGUUCCCUCAGGUUCAGGGGUGCUGUGGCCCAGACCUUCCUCUACCAGGACCUUGCUGCAGACCUGGGGACGGGACACUGCUCACCACCUUGGUCUGGAUGUCUCCAGUGUACUUCGUUGGUGUAUCAGCUCCCUCUCCCAGCACCCAGCUCAGUUAUCAGUGAUGCUGGAGGGCAGCUGCCGGGCGGGUGGACUAGCCACAGGCCUUCAGCCCAUCACGGACCUUCUGCUGGACCGGCAACAACUGUGGGCCAGGAGCUAUGCGGAUGUGUGCCCCACGGGGGGAUCCCUGCUACCUUCAUCAUCACCCCCUCCUGAGCAGCCAGGUUUGCUUUAAAGACCCUGGCUUCCUUUUAUUGCUUCCCCUCUCAGAUUGCAGCCAGCUGCGAGGACUAUUUUUAGCAGCCUGCCUUCUAAAAAUAGCCCCGAGCUGUUUGGAGUUGCGUCACGAGAGGUAACUCUCCACGAGCGGCUUGGCCCCUGCGCCCCGGGAGGGUACAAAAGGAGGCCGGGAGCAGCGGGGUCAGCAGGUUCGGACGCAGCCAGAGGCGAAGGCGGCAGCCGUGCGCUGCCAGCUUCAGGCAUCCUAGUGCCGGCACCAUGACCAUCUUCUGCAGCCACUGCCACAGGCCCCUGCAGGCAGAGAUGAGCUGCCUGCCCAGGAGGGGAAAGCAGGCGCCCAGUGCCUCGAAGCCGUUCAGGUCAACCAAGAGUGCCUCCAAGGCUCGCAGGGACCAGAUCAACGUGGAGCUGCAGGCGCUGCGCUCCCUGCUGCCCAUCUCGGCGCAGGAGAAGGAGCGGCUCUCCUACCUCCACACCAUGGCCCUGGUGUGCCUCCGGCUGCGGGGGGCUCAGCUGUUCCCUCCAGACUCAGCUCCUCCUGCGGGACCAGCCCUCGGCACAGAGCUGCUCUCCCUGCUGCCAGGAUUUCUGCUCGUGCUCUCGGCCAACGGCAAGCUGGUCUACGUCUCUGAGAACGUGGCUCAGGUCCUGGGCCUCUCCAUGGUGGAGCUGCUCGCCCAGGGGGACACGAUCUUCGACAUCCUAGAUGGGCGAGCGCACGAGGAUGCACGCAAGAAGCUCCUCCUCGCCCAGGAGGAGCCUGGCAGGGAAGUCACGUUUGUCAGCGAGAUGCGCACAUCCAAGGCCUUCCGGCUGCAGCACGGGGGGAAUCGGGCUGUGGCAGUGCGCGGGCGCUUCACAGCCCUGCGCCGGCUGGCCUCCCCCUCCACCGCAGCCUUCCUGGCCCUCUGCACGCCGGUUGCGCAGUUGCCUGCAGACAGCGAUGCCAGUUCCCAGGAUGACCUAAUCCAGAGCACGCACAUCCUAGACAUGACGUUUACUGAUGUCACGGAGAGUGUCACCUACCACCUUGGCUACUGCAGGGAGGAAUUGAUCGGUCAGUCGUGGUACAGCCUCCUGCACCCCGAGGACACUGACCUAGCGGCUGCCCAGCACAGGGCCGUGGGUGAGUGUCAGGCCUGGGAACCAGCAGACUGA
Harpia harpyja (harpy eagle) is the source of this 1695-nucleotide messenger RNA. RefSeq names its product neuronal PAS domain-containing protein 4-like. Gene Ontology annotation, molecular function: RNA polymerase II transcription regulatory region sequence-specific DNA binding; protein dimerization activity; DNA-binding transcription factor activity, RNA polymerase II-specific. The transcript has 7 exons. Lineage: Eukaryota; Metazoa; Chordata; Aves; Accipitriformes; Accipitridae. Gene Ontology annotation, biological process: regulation of transcription by RNA polymerase II. Bases 796 to 1695 code for a protein of 299 amino acids. The record is from RefSeq and is a predicted model, not a curated record.